This is a messenger RNA of Yamadazyma jaroonii, 621 nucleotides long. The record is from the annotation of a GenBank genome assembly. NCBI's taxonomy places the organism in Eukaryota, Fungi, Ascomycota, Pichiomycetes, Serinales, Debaryomycetaceae.
AUGGAAGAAUUCAAUUUUAAUUUACUAAGGAUAUCGAUAAUUCAAAUACUAAAAGCUCAAGGAUUCGAUAAGAUUAAACCUUCAACAUUAAAUGUAUUAACUAAUUUAUACAUUCAAUAUUUCAAAAAAUUGAUAAAUGAGACUGUUAAAUUUGCACAAUUGAGAAAUGAUGAACCUAUAACAAUGGAUAUUUUACAAGCAAUGGUUCAACUUGGAUUGAUAAAAGUACCUUUGAAUACCUUAGUAGGGAAUGGGACCAAAGAUAUAUAUAAUACCAAAUCUUUAGAUGGAUUUAAGGAUUGGUUAGAUUCUACAAGUUUCCAAACUACCAAACAAGUGAAUCAAGUACCAUUAAAUUUCAAACAAAUCAUUUAUGAGAAUAGAAGUAGUGAUAAUUCCAAUAAUAUAGCUAAAAGUAUAGAUUUUGAAGAAGAAGAAAAUAAAGAAUUCGAAAACUUGGAUAUUAACUGGUUAAAUUAUUUGAUAGAAAAAGAUAUAAAGUUUGGUAAAAAUAAAUUCAACAAUACGAUAUUCUACCCAGAGAAUUUAAGCGAAUAUCUCGUUGAAGGAGGUGGAGUAAUGAAUGAAUACUUACCAACAAAUAUACUGGAUCGGGAUUAA